UAUCCAUACAAUGAAUUUAAACCUGAACUCAAAGCAAUAGAGAAACGUCAUGUUUAUUUGUCGUAUAUGUGUUCACAGUCGUUGACCUCGAACUUAUAUGAACGUUUAAAGGGACUUAAAACACACAUCAUCUUUUUUGUCGUGAAACUCAUACCAGUCAAGUCCCUGCUCAAAUGUCAAAGGCAUCUUAUGGACAAGAUCGUGCGGAUAAAGCUCCCGUGCAGCUCAGGAUGGCGGCUGCUGCACAAGAAAGGGGAUUUGUUCAGCUGUCCGCCCACCGAUGCCCUGGCGCACUGCAUCAGUGAAGACUUCCGCAUGGGAGCAGGGAUUGCCGUGCUCUUCAAGAAGAAAUUUGGUCGAGUUCAGGAUCUUCUUGCUCAGCAGAAGAAACCUGGGGAAUGUGCUGUCCUUAGAACAUCUGGUCGUUUCGUGUACUACCUGGUCACCAAGAAAAAGUACUACCAAAAACCCACCUAUGACAUUCUCUGGAUGAGCCUCAUGUCAAUGAGGGACCACUGUGUGGCCAAUGGCGUUAACAGUAUAUCCAUGCCUCGGAUUGGCUGUGGCCUGGAUAAACUGAAAUGGGAAAAUGUGUCUUCCAUUAUCACCGAAGUCUUCAAGGACACAAAAAUCUCCAUCACUGUGUACUCAAUCUAGACCACGGCAGGUCUGCAACUCACAUUAUUUCUUAACCGUUCUUAAAGAAUGGUUGGAGGAUGGCUUGUUAUUCCAAUGGAAUUUCACAGCAUACUUUAAGGUGUAUAGGGUGUUUAUUAUUCUUGUUUUGGGAAAUGUAAGCUCUUAAGUUCCAGUUAUAUACACUUAGAAUAUGUAGUUUUCCCCCCUAAGUUAGAUUCCAUUGUUUUCCAUCCUCCUGUUGUAUCUCUAAACUGUACAGCUGUUCUUUUCACCACUAGAGGGUGUGAGUUUCAUUGGAUUGUUUGAUAAAUAAUGCUUACUAGUUAGUAUUUUCCCAUUAGAUAUCACUAAAUUAAGUGUACCUCAAAUAUAAAUGCACUAUAAACGUCUCAUAAAUAGUAACUCAACAAUUAUUCUGCCUUAUUUCCAAUUGUUUCUUUAGUACUGUGGUUCUCAACCCUGGUCAUGGAUAUGUUUAAAAGCUGUCUCAUUUCAAAAGCUGCGCCCUCCAAAGGUCGCGUUAGUCAGCCGCAUACGUCACAGAACCUCUCUCAUUUCAGAAAAGCAACCAUUAUAAAAUUCUAUGUUAGUCCUCAUGAGGCAUAAUUACAGUCAUUUCUGUCUCUGGAAUGUAAUGGUCGACAGAUAAGGCAGACAAAUGUGACCUUUGGAGGGUGCAGACUUUGAAAUGAGACGCAGCGAAAAUUUGCAGUUUUGGGGGGACUCCAAGAACACAGUUGUGAUUCACUGUCUUAGUAUAUUAUAAAUAGCAUUGAAAAACAUAACAGCGUCAUACUGCUUUCCUUAGAUUGUGCUCAUGAUAGGAAACUGACUCAUCUUAAUUGUUUUACAUACAAGGAGACUGUUCACUAUGCCAUUAUUUAUUAUAUCAUUUCAAAAUAUUAAAAAAACAAAAAUUAAAAAGACAAAAUUAGAAUAUUUAAACAUGAGCAAAGCAAACUGUAUUUUAGUUAACUGGAAUUUCAUGCUUUAAUUUUACACCUAGAUGUUCAGCUUCUAAAAUUUUUCUUAAAAUGAUACUUGGUAAAAUCACCUAUAUAUUUAAGGUAUCCAUCUAAACACUAUGCACAAGUGUGGUUUGGAUUCAUUAUGUAAGUUUAAAAUCAGUUAAUAAAGUCAAUCCUGUGAUUUCACAGGACAAAUAGUGUUGACAGAGCAAACAAUGCUGUUGUAAUUACAGGGACAUUGUAAUAAUUAGCUUUUAAGUACUAAAUUUGCUUAAAGGCGGUGGCCAGGCUGUAACAGUCUUAAUCAGAGGCCAGCUGCGGCUCCUUACCCUACUUUAAAAUAUCACACAACCUUUCAUCAUAAUAAUCAUAGUUAUCUUGACAGUCCUCCCAGGGUGUAAAGUUUUCUUCCUCGUUUUCAACGAAAGUAGACCAAACGUAGGCAAAAUCCACAGGCCUCAUCAUGCGUAUUUUACACCCCGCCCUAACUAGCGCCUGAAGUCCGGCUUGUAUCUCUGGUUCCUCCCACUGGAAGAGUCGGGAGCAGUGGAUAUUGAGGCGAAUCGUCUUGCGUGCUUGCAAGAUCUCUACGAGCUUAGCAGCGCAGGCUGUGCAAGGGCUCGAGGACAUGUACCAGGUCACCGUGUAGUGGAGUGACUUGUCAUAAUAGGCCAGCACCUGUUGAAAGAAGGCAUCUUCGGCAUGCGAACCCGAAUGCUCAUCCUCCAGGUAACCACGAAGGCCAUCUGUCUCUCCAGAGCCUCCUUGUAUGUCUACCUGGUAGCACAGGAAGGUCUUGUUGCGCCCGGAGGAAUAUUCCACGUUUUUAAAUUGGAAUUUAAAGAAGGUCGGGUUCAUUCUGUCCCUGUGGGAGGAAGGAGGACAUUUGAAAAUAAGACUUUUAUCACAAUCUGUUGUGAGAAAGUGUGACUUAGAUUAAAGCUUGAGCAUGCUACGUGACUUUAUUUCUGAAGAUUUUAACAGAUUAUAAAACAUCAUAUGCUUGACGACUUUGUAAAUGGUUACAGAGGAAAAAACAGGACUUUCAGGCCCUGUUUAAACUAGUUGUUUUCGUUUUAAAAUGGUGUUUUAAAAUCAACACUCCUCAUCAACACUAGCGUUUUCACUGUGUUUCAGAAACGAUCUCUGUCCACACUACACAACUGAAAACGCAUGUCACAUGGCCAUUCAUGAAUACUAGGCAUGCAUUGUUUACAUGGUCAUCAAGGAUACGCAGCGGGAAUGUGGGCAGCCAUGGCUUUGUUUUCAAAAGUCUCCAUUUUGGUCCGGUUUCACCUUAAAUGCAACCCUGGAGUUUUCAAACUAAAACUAGGGUUUGCAGUGUUUUUGAAAGUCUCAGUUUUCAAGGGUCGAAAACACUGGAGUAGUGUAAAUGAUAGGUGUAACUGUAACAAAAGUUAUGGGUUUUAAAAUGCAAAAGGCACUAGUGUAGCCAUAGCCUCAAAAACGCUGCAGACCCCAUUUUAGUUUGAAAACUCCAGGGUUGGCUUUCAGUGUAAAGGACCAAAACAGAGACUUUUGAAAAUGACGUGGCUGCCUACAUUCGCUCUGUAUUGACCUUGAUGAUCAUGUAAACAAUAACAUCAUGCUCAUUAUGAAUGGUCAUGCGACAUUCGUUUUGAGUUGUGUAGUGUGGACUGAGACUGAACUGUCUGUAACGCAGUGAAAACACCAGUGUAGACGAGGAAACGAAAACGCACUAUUUCUGUGAAACCUCUCAACUCCAACUGCUCCAACUGCAAAUAUAGGCAAAAAUCUGUGAAAAAGUUGUGUAAUGUAUUCCAGCUUUAAACAAAUGAAUGUAUUAACUUUGGACAAGAAGUGAUUCUCUUUGUGUGGCCAUUAAUAGGCCUCAAAUGGACUUAAUGGGCUUGUAUUGAUCACUUCGUUUAAAUAAAUUCUUAUGAAAUCUCA
Messenger RNA from Labeo rohita (rohu), 3542 nucleotides. It is a transcript of the gene oard1, whose product is annotated as O-acyl-ADP-ribose deacylase 1. The transcript is spliced from 6 exons. The record is from RefSeq and is a predicted model, not a curated record. Gene Ontology annotation, biological process: peptidyl-glutamate ADP-deribosylation. Bases 67 to 657 code for a protein of 196 amino acids. Lineage: Eukaryota; Metazoa; Chordata; Actinopteri; Cypriniformes; Cyprinidae.